GAGAUUUCUCUCACACUGCAUUUAGUUCACAGAUCUGUGCUUUAGGCGGAAUGCAUGUGUCUGCACCAGAAAACAGAGUUUUGAUGUGAAGCGGUGUUUGCUGAAAUCAUGUCAUCCUGCGCUCCUGUUCUAUUGGCUGUUUUAUGCUGUCUAAUAUCAGUGACAUCAUCACUCAACCUGGAUGACCCCAAUGUCUGCAGUCACUGGGAGAGUUAUUCUGUUACAGUGGAGGAGUCAUACGCUCAUCCCUUUGAUCAGGUUUAUUACGCCAGCUGUACGGAUAUUCUCAACUGGUUCAAGUGCACUCAGCACAGGGUCAGUUACAGGACGGCGUUCCGCAGGGGUGUAAAGACAAUGUAUCGGCGCAAGUCUCUGUGCUGUCCAGGUUUUUAUGAGAGUAGAGACGUGUGUGUCCCUCAUUGUGUUGAGAAAUGUGUGCAUGGCCGCUGUGUGGCCCCCAACACCUGUCAGUGUGAGCCGGGCUGGGGAGGAGCCGACUGCUCCAGCGCGUGUGACAGCAGUCACUGGGGUCCUCACUGCACUAGUCGUUGUCAGUGUAAGAACGGGGCGUUGUGUAACCCCAUGAGCGGAGCGUGCAUCUGUUCGGCCGGAUACAGCGGCUGGCGCUGUGAGGAGAUUUGUGAGCGCUUCACCUAUGGACACAACUGCCAACACAAGUGUCAGUGUCAAAACAACGCAACAUGCCAUCACAUGAGCGGAGAGUGUGUGUGCGGCCCCGGUUACACUGGAGCAUUUUGUGAGGAUGUGUGUCCUCCAGGAAAACAUGGCCGUCUGUGUGAGGAGCGCUGUCCGUGUCAGAACGGAGGUGUGUGUCAUCAUGUGACGGGUGAAUGUUCCUGUCCACCUGGUUGGAUGGGGAGGGUUUGUGGAGAGCCGUGUCCACCGGGCCGGUUCGGGAGUAACUGCUCACAGGAGUGUCUGUGUCAUAAUGGAGCGAGCUGCUCACCCUCUACAGGACAGUGUGUGUGUACUGCAGGAUACACAGGACGGAGGUGUCAGGAUGAAUGUGCGGUUGGCACGUUUGGACUCGGUUGUAGUCAGAUGUGUUCUUGUGUGAACGGUGCUCAGUGUUAUCACGUGAAUGGAGCGUGUCUGUGUGAAACGGGUUACACAGGAGACAGAUGUGAGCUGCGAGACUGUCCUGAGGGCCUCUAUGGUCUGAAAUGUGAACAUAAAUGCCCGUGUCACCCCAACAACACACGCAGCUGUCACCCGCUGACAGGCAAGUGUUCAUGUGAGACGGGCUGGGCGGGAUUAUUCUGUGACCAGACUUGUGCUCCAGGUUUCUUUGGUGAAUCAUGUCAGGAGGUUUGCAGCUGUCAGAACGGCGCUGACUGUCAUAGCUUGAGCGGCAAGUGUGUCUGUGCGCCUGGAUUCCAGGGCUCAGAUUGCUCGCGGACGUGUCCUGUCGGUACAAACGGCAUCAACUGCACCUCUCUGUGUUCCUGUAAGAACCGAGCCACAUGUUCACCUGUAGAUGGAUCCUGUUCAUGUCAAGCAGGUUGGCAGGGUGUGGAUUGCUCUAUUAACUGUGCCAGCGGUACGUGGGGUCUGAACUGUAACCGGACGUGUGUCUGUGAGAACGGAGGCUCGUGUGACGCUCUGGACGGCAGCUGCACAUGUACUCCAGGCUGGAGAGGAGACCGAUGUGAUCUGCACUGUCAUGACGGCACGUAUGGACUGGAGUGUCGCGAGAGAUGUGACUGUAUUCAUGCUGAUGGAUGUCACCCUACAACUGGACACUGUCGCUGUCUGCCCGGCUGGACGGGUGUUCACUGUGACAGUGUUUGUGCUGAAGGCCGCUGGGGGCCCAGCUGCUCUCUCUCCUGUAACUGUAAGAACGGGGCUUCGUGUUCACCUGAUGAGGGCACUUGUGAGUGUGCGUCUGGAUUCAGAGGAGCCACCUGUCAGCGCAUCUGUUCUCCGGGUUACUUUGGUCAUCGCUGUGGCCAGGCGUGUCCACAGUGUGCCCAUAGCAACGGCCCGUGUCAUCAUGUGACCGGACAGUGUGACUGUCUGCCUGGUUUUAAAGGCUCUCUGUGUAAUGAAGUGUGUCCCAGUGGUAGGUUUGGUAAGAACUGUGCCUGGAGCUGCAGGUGCACUAAUAACGGCACGUGUAACCCCAUCGAUGGCUCGUGUCAGUGUUACCCUGGCUGGAUCGGCAGCGACUGCUCACAGCCCUGUCCACCGGGUCAGUGGGGUCCAGACUGCAUCAAUACGUGUAACUGUCAUAACGGAGCGUUCUGUAGUGCAUAUGACGGCGAGUGUAAGUGUACGGCUGGCUGGACGGGUCUUUACUGCACACAACGUUGUCCGUUGGGUUUUUACGGUAGAGAUUGCGCUCAGGUGUGUCAGUGUGAGAACGGAGCAAAUUGUGAUCACAUCUCUGGUCAGUGUACGUGUCGUACCGGUUUCAUGGGACAUCACUGUGAACAGAAAUGUCCUUCUGGUACGUAUGGAUACGGCUGUCGACAGGUGUGUGAUUGUCUGAAUAGCUCUACCUGUGAUCACAUGACUGGCACUUGUUACUGUAACCCCGGCUGGAAAGGGCCACGCUGUGACCUGGUGGGGGUGAUCAUCGUGGGAAAUCCCAACAGUUUGACAAGUACGGCUGUGCCGGUGGGCUCGUAUCAGAUCGGAGCUAUCACAGGAAUCAUCGUGCUGGUUCUUCUGGUGCUCACGCUCCUCACACUCUUCGUCAUUUACUGCAGAAAACAGAAGGGUAAAGAGUCCUCCAUGCCUGCUGUCACAUACACGCCAACCACGAGAGCCAACACAGAUUACACCAUCACAGAGUCGCAGAUGAAUGACCUCUCUCCCAACACCAACCAUUUCUCUAAUCCCAGUUACGACACACUGACUCAAUGCAGCAGUCCACCUCAUGUCAAUAAUGUGCUGUACGGAAAGCCGAAGAAUAACCAGCCGUUGGUGAAUCUGAAGAAUCCUGAGAUGAGGAAAGUUCCGGGUCACACGGGAACGCUGCCGGCUGACUGGAAACAGAGCGGAUGCUUCAAUGAACUGGGAGCGUAUGGUGUUGACAGGCACUACAUGGGUAAAUCGCUCCGAGAUCUGGUGAAGAAUGUGUCGUAUCACGUCAGUUCGUGUUCGCUCAGUAGUUCAGAGAAUCCGUACGCCACCAUUAAAGAUCCUCCCGCGCUUCUGACCAAGAGCUCUGAAUGUGGAUACAUGGAAAUGAAAUCACCCGCUCACAGACAUUCACCGUACGCAGAUGUACAUGCUGGCGCUCCGGCCAACAAAAACGUCUAUGAAGUCGAGCCGACCAUCAAUAACAUCUCAAACAACAACUACAAUGGAGCAUUCGGUCAAGAUCCAUACGAUCUACCAAAGAACAGUCACAUUCCAUGUCAUUAUGACCUGUUACCCACCAGAGACAGCACCGCCCCACCCCAGAACCUCACGGACAACAACCUGUAAUCCCUUCUGUCAUGUGUUCUGAGUGACAUAAACAUUCUUGCAACUCUUCAUUUAAUGGUUUGUACAAUAGCUCAGUCUGACCCAGACAUCCAUUGGAGGAGGAAAACAUUUGGGUUAACACACGUGAAUCAUUCCAUUCAGUCUGUAACGUAAAUACAAAUAAAACAUCUGUUCAAGAUUCACAUAUCACACACGGAAAUUGACCAAUUUACCACUUACCAGUGCCAGCGUUUCCCAUGGAUUGUCGCCCAAUCACAGCACGACCUGCUGUAUAACAGUUAAAAGGUGGAAAGCUGAAAAACUCCUCCACGGUGGGGAAAGAAUUCUUCAUUUGUUCUCCAAAAGCAUUUCAGACGUACCAAAGGUGAAUGUGCUGUUACAAGGCAGCGUUCUUCUUGUAUUUAUGUUGACAGACGUUCCAGAUAUUGAGAUGAUUUUAAUGACUGAAACCAUCAAAUGCUUGAAGUUGUUUUAGUGAGCUGAAGCUGGACUUUUGCAGAGACAGAUGGGUUUGUGAGGUCAGUCUAAUAUGACAUAUAGUCAUGUGUUCUGAGUCUUAAAGGGCUCAACGAUCAUUCUAUGAAAGUGUACAUAGUGGCAGUUCAUCAUUUCUUAUUAUUCCUAAAAAUAUAACAUUCCUAAUCUGUCAGUUUUCAAGUAUUUUGACAUGUAGAUUACAGUUCUUUACUGACUGAAACCCAACAUACUGUAGUGUGUUUAUCGUUUCAUUUAUAUGAUGAAUAAUACUGAUUCUGCAACGUGUGUGUGUGUGUGUGUGUGUGUGUGUGUGUUUGUAUGGUGUUUAAAUCAGUAUUGUUGGUUUGUUUUGUUUAUAAUAAAUAGUUGCACAACUGUUGUUAUUUACCUUCCCAAAGAGCACUGGUUGUAACAAUUAUUUUUGUAUCCUUUCCUUCACUUAUUUUGAAUGUUGUAUUUUACUGGUUUCAUGCUUUUAACUGAAAUGGAGUAUACUGUUUAUGCAAUUGAG
Messenger RNA from Triplophysa dalaica, 4444 nucleotides. RefSeq names its product multiple EGF-like-domains 10 (gene megf10). The transcript has 25 exons. Gene Ontology annotation, molecular function: scavenger receptor activity; protein binding. The record is from RefSeq and is a predicted model, not a curated record. Lineage: Eukaryota; Metazoa; Chordata; Actinopteri; Cypriniformes; Nemacheilidae. The coding region runs from base 109 to 3456 and encodes 1115 amino acids.